CCGCGGUUUUUCCGCCUUUCCGACCGGACCACACCAGCCAGCCAGCAGCGGGUGACUUCACUCUUGGCUUCGUCACUUACCUGAACACUAAUCAGGAAGAAGUCUGUUUGCCAAUUUGCUACUAUCACCAUUGAUCUGCUCAAUAAAGUCUACUACAACUAUCCUUGAAUUGCGUCAUCCAUAAUCCCUUGAUCAUCAACAAUCACUGCCCCGCCCGCACUUGAGACCCCGCCGGUGAAUUCAUUCCUGCUUUCCACCUCGUAUAUCACGUAUCUAUCGCAAACAACCAAUCGGAACACUUCGAACAGCGGCGUUCUCUCAGCUCAAGACACAACAUGUCUGAUCAAAAACCCAGAAACCCCAGGGUGAUCUCGCGAUGCCCAUUGGAUGGCAAAGAAGCCGAAUGGAAACGACUCGUCAAGAUCACAUAUGCGGACCCGAACGGGGUUGCGCGGACGUGGGAAGCCGCGGAGAUGCAGACUCGGCCGAAAGACAGCAUCAUCGACGGGGUCAGCAUCGUGUCCGUGUUGAAUCAACCGGCCGGACCAGAACUGCUCCUGUUGAAGCAAUACCGGCCUACGCUCGACAAGGUCGCGAUAGAGUUACCAGGUGGGCUGAUCGAUGCGGGGGAAACGCCUGAGCAGUGUGCGGUCCGGGAGCUGAAGGAGGAAACCGGGUAUGUUGGGGUUUUCGACAGCCGUACAGGUGUCUUGUUCAACUCGCCCGGACUCAGUAAUAACUGUUUCAACCUCGCAUAUGUCAACGUGGAUCUCUCCCUGCCGGAGAAUCAACACCCUGUUCCCGAGCGGGAAGAAGACGAAUUUAUCGAGUGCUUCAGCCUGCCGCUCAGGUCUCUCUUCUCGGAGAUAAAGCGACUAGAAAGUGAAGGGCACGCGAUAGAGACACGAGUCGUGGCUCUGGCCGAGGGGAUCGAAAUGGCACGGAGAUGGGUAUUGUAAAUCUGUUUAUUUCAAUCAAGAUAAUCACCAUAAUAAAUGCAAAAUAG
Messenger RNA from Aspergillus candidus, 1006 nucleotides. RefSeq names its product nucleoside diphosphate-sugar hydrolase of the mutt family. The record is from RefSeq and is a predicted model, not a curated record. Gene Ontology annotation, molecular function: ADP-ribose diphosphatase activity. Lineage: Eukaryota; Fungi; Ascomycota; Eurotiomycetes; Eurotiales; Aspergillaceae. The coding region runs from base 336 to 959 and encodes 207 amino acids. The transcript is spliced from 4 exons. Gene Ontology annotation, biological process: nucleoside phosphate metabolic process; ribose phosphate metabolic process. Gene Ontology annotation, cellular component: nucleus; cytosol.